Rotaria socialis is the source of this 510-nucleotide messenger RNA. NCBI's taxonomy places the organism in Eukaryota, Metazoa, Rotifera, Eurotatoria, Philodinida, Philodinidae. The record is from the annotation of a GenBank genome assembly.
AUGAUUGAUGAAUACAGUGGUCUUGCACAAGAAAAAGAAAUUCUAUUUACAAUGCGCACCGUUUUUCGUAUCGUUGAAAUUAAACAGACAACUAAGAAUAAUUGUAAUUGGGAAGCACAAUUGACUAUUACUGACGAGAGUGAUCCACAACUGACUGGUCUUACUGAUUGCAUCAAAGAGGAGAUCAAUGAUGAAGGAUGGUAUCGAAUGGGUCAAUUGAUAGUCGAAGUGGGUCAUUUCAAUCAAGCUGAAGAACUCUACAAUGAAUUACUCGCGAAUACUUCCAAUGAUAGUGAUAGAACACAUAUCUAUCACAUGCUUGGAUACUUGAAACACGAUCAAGGUGAAUAUGAAGAAACAGUUACUUUCUAUGAAAAAUCACUCGAAACCAAGCGGAAAACUGUUCCAGAAGAUGAUGCUUCAUCGGCUUCUACUUAUGGCAACAUUGGCACAACGUAUAGGCGCAUGGGGGAUUACUCGAAAGCACUUGAAUUUUACGAAAAGAUUUGA